Fusarium vanettenii 77-13-4 is the source of this 426-nucleotide messenger RNA. RefSeq lists its product as uncharacterized. The transcript has a single exon. The annotation marks the transcript as partial. The record is from RefSeq and is a predicted model, not a curated record. Lineage: Eukaryota; Fungi; Ascomycota; Sordariomycetes; Hypocreales; Nectriaceae.
CUCUCAUGCAUGAGAUUUUGGAUGCAACAGUGCUUGACACAGCAUGACCAAUGCAGAGUGGCCAAUCCAGAAGGGUGGUUACCCAAACGCCUCCUCGACGUUGGCUUAGACUUCUCGAGCUCGACGAUCCGAUUGUUGGGCUCCGAAGAUGUCUCAGCUGGGUCGUCUUAUACAACGCUAAGCCAUCGGUGGAACACCGCGCAGAUGCCGAAACUCACCAGCAAUCACCCUGUAGACUUCGACAUUGACUCCCUUCCUUAUACAUUCCAAGAAGCCAUUGAGACUACUCGUGGGUUGGGUCUAAGAUACCUAUGGAUCGAUUCUCUAUGUAUCAACCAAAACGAUCCAGAUGACUGGGAAGCCCAGAGUGCACAGAUGUCAAUGGUUUACGAGAACUCGAUCUGCAACUUUGCCGCGACCGGAGCC